Selaginella moellendorffii is the source of this 3366-nucleotide messenger RNA. RefSeq lists its product as uncharacterized. Gene Ontology annotation, biological process: protein phosphorylation. The transcript has 14 exons. Bases 102 to 2375 code for a protein of 757 amino acids. Gene Ontology annotation, molecular function: ATP binding; protein kinase activity. The record is from RefSeq and is a predicted model, not a curated record. NCBI's taxonomy places the organism in Eukaryota, Viridiplantae, Streptophyta, Lycopodiopsida, Selaginellales, Selaginellaceae.
UUCGCGCUCUCUCUUGGCGGAGCUGUGGAGCUAGGGUUUGAGAGCGCUUGCCCCGGAUUCUCUCGCGAUCUGGAAUGAGAUAAAUCGCGCGGCGCUGGCUCAUGAAGAUUGUGGCCCGGCAAGCAUGGGCACAUCUGCGACGGCGCGCUAGCAUGAUCGUCUCGUCCCGGAGCUUAAUCGGUGUUCCCUCAAGAAAUUUUGCAAAUGGAUGCGUUCAUCGGAAACUCUACGAGCAGGUGUUCCCUCUCGGCAGGCUUCAUCAUCUGCUUUGGAACUGCCGUGGGAUUCACUCGGCGGCGAUUAACCACGCGACUGGCGGGACGAUUACUCGACUCAGCUGGGAGAUGUGGUAUCGACCAUUUCAGGUUUUAUACAGAGCGUUCAUUAUCAUGGCGGAGGUCGUCUUGCUGAGCAUCUGGCAUGCCACGGAAAGGGAUGUCAAGAAACGAGCGGAAAGACUGCGCAGGUCACUCAUACGCCUUGGUCCAUUUUACAUCAAGCUUGGUCAGGCUCUGAGUACCAGACCGGACAUUCUUCCCAGUGUUUACUGUCACGAACUGUCAAAACUUCAGGACCAAAUCCCCCCAUUUCCUAGUUCUAAAGCGCUGAAGUUUAUUGAGAAGGAACUUGGAGCCCGCACUUCAGAAGUUUUUGCGGAGAUUAGCAAAGAACCUCUUGCCGCCGCAUCGCUGGGUCAAGUCUAUAAAGCCAAAUUGUUUUCUGGGGAAACUGUAGCCGUGAAAGUAUUGAGACCUGGUGUGCCUGCGCGUCUUGCUCUGGACGCGCGGCUGCUAAAUCUUGUUGGCGGCCAGCUGCAACGUUUUACCAGAGCACGGGGCGACGUUGCUGCCGUUGUAAACGAAAUGGUGGCUCAUAUGCUUGAGGAAACGGAUUAUCUUAACGAGGCCAAAAAUACAGAACGUUUUGCAAGCCUUUAUGGCAUCGAGCAUCCAGACGAAGGGCUACUAACCGGGAAAAGGAGAUCGAAGAAAGGAUUGGUUAAAGUCCCGAAGAUAUUUUGGCGUUACACUACCAAGGGUGUGCUCACAAUGGAGUGGAUUGACGGUAUUAAACUUACUGACAGGGAGAAACUAGAAAAGCUGAACCUCGACGUUCAGGAUCUCGUCGACCAGGGUGUCUUUUGUUCCCUGAGACAAUUGCUCGAAGAUGGUUUUUUCCAUGCUGAUCCUCAUCCUGGCAACCUCGUAGUGACUCACAAGGGGAUUCUUGCAUACUUUGAUUUUGGUAUGAUGAGUGACUUCCCUAGGCAUUACCGCAUUGGUCUCAUUCGCACGCUUGUACAUUUCGUGAAUCGAGACUCGGAAGGACUUGCUCAAGAUUUUCUGUCACUUGGAUUUACUCCCCACGGUUCCGACCUGAAGCCUAUUGUUCAUGCGCUCCGCAAGUCUUUUGGAGAUGAGAAGACAAAAGCCCAGCUAGAUUUUCAGGGCAUAAUGAGUCAGCUCUCCGAUGUUAUGUACGAGUUUAACUUUCGCCUGCCUCCAGAAUUCGGACUUGUGAUAAGAGCCUUGGGAUCUCUUGAAGGAACAGCAACAACUUUGGAUCCAGAAUUCAGAGUUAUCGAGAGUGCAUAUCCUUUUAUUGUCGGGAGACUUCUUUCAGAUCCUGAGCCGGAUAUGCGACAAAUACUGCUGGAGCUUUUGAUACGCACCAACGGCACAAUACGGUGGCAUCGGCUUGAGCGGCUGGUUGUAGCCAUAUCCCAAGACUCUACCCCUACCAAGCAGUCUAGACUCCAGUCAUUUGACAUGCGGGCUGUUGCAUCCGCAGCCGAUGAUCUGCUCGCCUACAUUCUCUCUGACAAAGGCAUACGAGUGCGAAUUUUGCUGGUCAAGGACAUCGUGAAGGCUUUGAAUGCACUUAUCAAAGAAAGCAUUCUUGAAUUUUACGGGCUGGAAAAUCAGCGAAGCAAUGUCGUGGAAGAGGCACCUGACCAAGACGUACAGCAGGCACCCGAACAAGAAGUACAGCAGGUGGAGAAGACAACUUUUUUUUCUCGAAUGAGAAGGUUUCCAUGGAUUCAAGGCCAGAAAGUACAAGCUAGGUACAAGAGUGCAGCUCCUGGUGGUCGUCCUAGAAGUACCCGAGCAAAUCCUGAGCAAGGGAAAAGCAGCACGACUGUUGAGGGUAAAAACUUGAAAAGUCGGGUCCAGGGAGGGAUUCAUGCUUUCUGGGAAGCUGUUAACACCGCCCCUGAAGUGUGGAUUCCCUUACUGCUUAAGGUUGCGGCAAAUCGUGAAGCACAAAAGCUCUUCGUGACGAUUUUACGCGCGACGCUUGAGUCAUACAACGAUCAAACUUCUGAAGCUGGCUUUCUCUUCUUAUCGAAAAAGCUACACGAGGAUGACAAGUGAAACGUAGGGGUAAGUAGAACUUUUUUUGUUGACGUCGUAUACAUACAGAUUCUUGAGCUGAUGAGAAAAUAAAGCAAAGUUUCCUUGCGAAAUUCACCUCUACGUUGAUUGUAUUUACUUCAGACGAAACUUUCUUUGAGGUAUUCUCUUUGUCAAUCAGAGUCUGAGCAGAUAAAACUCGCGAGGAUGUUGUCGGUGCGACCUUUCACAGCAAAUCGGUAAAGUCUUUGUUCUAUAGGUGCGAAUCCUGACUGAUCGUUACUCCAGGAAGUCGUGCGAAGUUAAAAGGAUCCAAAAAGCUUUCGCAAAGAAGUAGCUGGAGCGAGCAGAGACACAACAUACGUAUCUUACAAGUUGGAAAAGGAAGGCCCGGCGCAUUCGGCAAAGAUUUUGAUUUAAAACCACUCACGAAUAUGGAAGGUCACAGGUACGCAUUUGAAUUUAACUCCGGGUAAUCUUGACACCGAUUUUUGGAUUUGCUUGUUCGCGCAGCCUGGGGUUGGAAACCAUCGGUGUCACGCCUUGAUGAAAGGUAAGCCAUUUACUUUCCAAUCAAUUCAUUCAGCGCUGGUAGUAACGCUGUUCUAGAGAUGGCUGGCACGCAUCUCACGCCAGGCUGCUGUUACUAGCAUCGCCUAUCGCUGCUUGCCAGCAUCGCCCAACGCUGCUGCUGCUGCUGCUGCUGCUGCUCGCUCAGAUCAUCAUCAGUUCAUCAAGAAAUCUGUUUGUUUUUGUUCAAACUCGCGGUUUGGAUCCAGGAGCUUUCUCUGCUUGGAAAAAGCUACGCAACGCUACGAUCAAGGCGAAAAGAAAAGGAAGCCAUUUAUUUUGAGGAACGUCUUUGCAAUGAUGUGAGCUCGUAGGGGAGGCGAGAUUGUGUGUUCGAUUCGGUGAUAGCGAAAGGAAGCACUGUGGCGGAUAUUCGUUUGGAGAACCCACUGUUCUCUAAGUGUGUGCGUCAAUAAAUAGAGCGAGCUUUUGUCAUUCGGUA